AUGCACCCGGCCGUCUCCAUACUUGCCGAUAAUGUCGUCAAAUACCACCACCUGCUCGCCCCGCUGCUCUACACCGUCCUCGCGGCUGUCGCAAACGUGCACACACCGGUCCAGCAUUCGCUGCUCAUAACGACGAUAUCCUGGCUGAUAGUAUGGGUGCCGACUGUCUUCUGGGUGGGCAUAUAUUCGAAUAGCGACAGCGUCAAGAGGAAGACGAGUUGGCUGGCUGGCGCGCUGCUUGGUCUGUCUGUGAUGUGCGACCGCGCAGCAUGCGAUAAGCAGGGCAUCUGGGCGACCAAGGCCCUCAUUCCCUUCUUCACCGUCCUCUUCUCCGAGAACCAAUUGGUCGCAAAACACCUCGCCCUACCCACCUGGACCGUUCUCGAUGGCCUUGCAGCCGAAACCAAGACCUCCCCGGAGCGACAGCCUCAUACCGAAUCAUACGGGAUACUAGCAGUUGUCUUUGCUUCUGCGAGCGCUGUUCUAGGCGUCUACGCAGUUCCUACCACGGUCGCGCUCGGUCUCAGCAGUGCCAUCUUCACGGCUACUGGCCUCGUCCUGUUUGAGUCCACCAUACAAGCUGCGACAGAAGAGGGCGAGGGCGGCAAGCGAGGACUUGCGUCUGCGAACGGGAGUACGUUGCGGCGCGCCUCAGUGAGUGGUGCCUCGAGGCCGCAGCGACUGGCUGCGCUCAGAGAUGUCGCAGUGGCCAUUGCAGUUGUAUGCGGGAUUGCGUCUAUCCUUACCGAGUCUUCCUUGACUGCAAGCACGAUAUCCUGGGAACCUGUAUACAGAGAGUAUGACCGGGAGUGGAGGGAUGUGCACAAUUUCCGCAUCUUGCAGCGCUUCCUGUGGAUGUUGCCGGUUCACACCACUGUAAAUGUUCUUGUUUUCGUUCUGGUACGUACAUUCUUCCAGAUUACUGUUGAACUACCUAAAUACGCUGUCUUGUUACCAAACGCGGGUCUGGCGUCCUGCCGCGUCGUACCCGUCGCCAUGGCUUUCACCCCAGCUUUUGCUUUCAGGUUCCAAGACCAGAGACAUAUGACCAAGGGUCAUCCGGCUGCGCAAUUGAUUGACGCAGCCGAGGCAGACUUCCAAGGCACCCUUAACCGACAAUCCAAGUCUCUCGCUGAUGCGGUUCGAGAGUACCGACGCAGGAACGGGAUCUCGCCACCUCCGCACUUCGACAAAUGGUACGAGUUUGCGACGCGCAACGGUGUUGUGAUGAUAGACGAAUACGACACGAUCAAUGAGAUGUUGCUACCGUUCUGGGCGCUCAAACCAUCAACGAUUCGGUCGCGCAUUGCGAAUGCGUUAGGCCAUGAAGAUAGCUCAAUGCUUGCAAUUGCGAUACGCCAUGGCGCCGUAGAGAACUUUCAAGGCGGCGAUGAAUGGCAACAACAGGCUACCAUUGGCAUGAUGAAGCAGUUUGUCCAGUAUCUGCCCGACAUGGAUCUGGGCUUCAACUUACAUGACGAACCGCGAGUCGUUGUGCCUGACAAUCUGUUGUCGUCGAUGGUGGCAAAGGCGAGGGACGAAAUUCUACCGCGCACUGCGAAGAACACUGCACCUCGCAACGCCUUCUCCGCUCGGCCAGAAGACUUGAGUGAUGGUACACGAUUUGCUGAAGUUAGCACGACCAAGUUCAAUCGCUUUGCGCAUCAACAGACAUGGACGCAUUCGCGGCUGUCAUGUUCUCCUGACACUCAGGCCCAAACCUUCGAAGACUACGCUGCCGACAACUUCACCGCGUAUGCCGCCAGCGACCUUGGCUUCAUCUACAACACGACCGCCUUCUCUGAUAUCUGCAACUCACCUUCAUUCUCGUCAACAUUCGGGUUUUUCGAGCGCCCCAACGCCUUCAGUAUCAUCCAUGAGCUGACACCCGUCUUCUCACAGUCGAAGAUCUCCAGCUUCCAGGACAUCCUAUACCCCAGCCCAUGGUACUGGAUGGGCAAAGUAGGCUACGACGAGACGCACGACACGACCUGGGAAAACAAAACCAACAGUCUCUACUGGCGCGGCUCCACAACAGGAGGUUUCAGCCGCAACGGCGGCUGGCGACGUCAACACCGCCAGCACGUCGUCCAACGCCUCAACGCCCCCGAUACCGCCAAAGUCCUCGAGCCCGUCUCCAACCCCACCUCAACCUACGCCGUAACCUCGAUCGAGCGCAAAGCCCUCAAAGACCUCAUCGACGUCCACUUCUCGCACAUCGGCCAAUGCGACCCCGGCGACUGCGACGCGCAAAACGAAUUCUUCGACGUAACCGAACGCGUCGACGGCCAAGACGCAUGGUACUACAAGCACCUCCUCGACAUGGAUGGCAACGCCUUCUCCGGCCGCUUCUACAGCUUCCUCAAGUCCCGCAGUCUGACCUACAAAAUGGCGCUGUUCCGCGAGUGGCAUGCAGAGUGGCUACGACCAUGGGUGCAUUAUAUCCCCCUCUCCCUCCGCGGCGACGAACAUCUCGAUCUCGUACGGUGGUUCAGCGGUACACAGGUUUUCGACGAUGACGGCGAUGGGGUUGUUGAGAGAGUCCAGGCGGAUGGGACGAAGAAGGGCGGGAAUGGCGCGAGUGAGGGCGAGAAGAAGGCGAGGCUUAUUGCGAAGAGGAGUUCGGAGUGGCAUGAUCGGGUGUUGAGGAAUGUGGACUUUGAGGUUUGGUUCUUUAGGUUGCUGUUGGAGUAUGGGAGGGUGGUGGAUGAUAGGAGGGAGGAGAUUGGGUUUGCGGGGCCGUAA
Messenger RNA from Alternaria metachromatica, 2745 nucleotides. RefSeq lists its product as uncharacterized. The transcript has 3 exons. Bases 1 to 2745 code for a protein of 914 amino acids. NCBI's taxonomy places the organism in Eukaryota, Fungi, Ascomycota, Dothideomycetes, Pleosporales, Pleosporaceae. The record is from RefSeq and is a predicted model, not a curated record.